This is a messenger RNA of Mucor mucedo, 951 nucleotides long. RefSeq lists its product as uncharacterized. Gene Ontology annotation, molecular function: alpha-(1->3)-fucosyltransferase activity. The coding region runs from base 1 to 951 and encodes 316 amino acids. Gene Ontology annotation, cellular component: membrane. The transcript is spliced from 2 exons. The record is from RefSeq and is a predicted model, not a curated record. Lineage: Eukaryota; Fungi; Mucoromycota; Mucoromycetes; Mucorales; Mucoraceae.
AUGGAUGUCGUGAACAGACCGUUGCCAAAAGAUUUCAUCAGCACAAAGAAAAAGGGCGCUCCAAUUUUAUGGAUCGCUAGGAAUUGUAGAGCUGUCAAUGGGAGAGAAGCCUAUAUUGCCAAGUUAAGAGAAUACGUCAACAUUGACAGUUACGGUGGUUGUUUGAACAAUAAGGAUUUCCCAGUGGAUAAAUCCAGAAUGGAAUUAUUGGCAGAAUAUAAAUUUUACUUGGCUGCAGAAAAUUCCAACUGCGAUAAUUACGUGACGGAGAAAUUGUCAGAUACGAUAUCUAUGUCUGCUGUACCCAUUGUAGAUGGACCUCCUUCUUAUGAAGGUUAUGUUCCUUCAGACAGAUCCAUCAUUCAUAUGGACGCCUAUCCUGAUCCCCGAGAUUUAGCAGACUAUAUCAACUAUCUGGAUCGAAAUGACACAGCCUACUUGGAAUACUUGUCCUUUCGUCGCGACGCAAUCAAUAUCCCAGCCAAAGAAAGAUUAGAUCCAGCCUUUAUCAGUAAUUGGAGUGACACCAUAGAAUAUACCAAAACAUCCAGUUACUGCUCCAUAUGCCGUGGUAUGAUACCAUGGUGGAAAGCCAAACAGGAUGGAGAGUCCUACCAUGAGCCGAAUAAAGAUGUCUUUCGCGUGGAUGAUUCAUGUACGGACGCUGGAAAAUGGAAUUAUAUCACACAGGGACCACCGUAUAUACCCAGCUGGAUACCACGCGCGCGAGAUGAAUUUACCAGGCCUGAUUUUUAUGCCCUUAUAAGUAAUAAUGGAUCGACGUUAGCUAAUACUACCACCAUAGAGGAGGUGGUCAACGAUAAAGGGGAUGCGGUUAUGAUUGCAAAUGGUUCGUUUAUUUUAUUAUAUAUUGUAUUUAUCUUGGUGUUGUUACGGAUAUCGAAAAAAUCUCAAACGAAGAAUAAUAACGUAGUUGAUCCGUUACUAUAA